AAAGCUGCGAGUGCUGCAGCGGCAGUCGUCUCCCCAGUCACCACCGCCACCCGAGGGAAGCAUCUCAGACUCUUCGGCAGGGAAGGUUUUUUUCCUUGAGACCUUGGAAAUGAAGAUUUAAACGGAAUUUACAGCAUACUUAUUUAUGACAGAGUGCCUUAUGAACUUUUUGGUUUAUGUCGUUACGUUAUGCCUCAGUUCCUAGAAGUGUCUAUUGAUGUGCAAGAUGUUCCCGUUUUAGGAACGUUUGACCUGUAUUGCAGAUGGACGAUGGUGCUCCAAAGCAUAUCAUCCAAAUGACAGGAUUUAAGAUGGAAGAAAAGGAAGCUCUAGGCAAAUUGCUUUUAAAACUAGAUUGCACUUUUAUUAAGAGUGAGAAAUACAAAAAUUGUACACAUCUUAUAGCUGAACGCCUGUGUAAGAGUGAAAAGUUUUUAGCAGCUUGUGCAGCAGGAAAGUGGGUACUAACUAAGGACUACAUAAUCCAUAGUGCCAAAAGUGGCAGAUGGCUUGAUGAAACAACUUAUGAAUGGGGCUAUAAAAUUGAAAAAGACUCCCAUUAUUCACCUCAAAUGCAAUCUGCACCUAAAAGAUGGCGUGAAGAAUUGAAACGCACUGGUGCUCCAGGAGCCUUCCACAGAUGGAAAGUUGUUCUCCUUGUUAGAGCUGAUAAACAAAGUGAUUCUCUUGUAAGAGUUCUGGAGGCUGGAAAAGCAAAUGUUAUUUUACCAAAAAGUUCACCAAGUGGAAUAACUCAUGUGAUUGCUAGUAAUGCAAGAAUCAAGGCUGAGCAAGAAAAAGACCAUUUUAAGGCUCCAUUUUAUCCAAUUCAGUAUCUAGGGGAUUUUCUUUUAGAGAAAGAAAUUCAGAAUGACGAAGAUUCCCAGAGCCAUUCUGUUUGGAAUAAACAUAGCAAUCAGGAAAAAAACAAAGAUUUCUGGAAAGAUAUGGGAUUUCUUGAAACGAAAGGUGCCUUAAAAGAGACCAUGUGUAGAACCCAGAAAGAAAUGCAAAAUCAUGAUGAAGAUGUUAAUGUUAGUUCUCUUUUGACUGAACAUCACAAAAAAGAAAAAUUCAGAGAUUCCAGUAGAGAUUUGAAAUUUGUUAAAAUGAGAGAUGUUUUAAGAAGGCACACAUGUGGAAGUCAGAAGGAAGUUAAGAAAAAGGAUGAAGAUAUUCAAAGGAGUUAUACUUUGAGGAAAAAACGCAAAAAAGAAAAUGAAGGAGAUUCCAGGAAAGACUUUGAACAUAGCAAAAUUAGAAGUACCUCAAGAAAGCACAUAUAUAGAGAUCAGAAAGAAGUGAAGAAUUCUGUUUUUGCUGAUCAUGCCAAAGAAUCAAAAACCAAGGAUGUCAGAACAGAUGUGGAUAUUGCUGAAAUAAAAAAUGAGUUAAGGAAGCACAUAUAUAGAGCUCAGGCUAUCAGAUACAGCUGCAUUAGAAUAGAUAAACAACCAGUAUACAAUAUUGAGGUUAAAAAUGCUGAAUUUCCCAGAGGUGUAUUAAAUUUAAUUGAAAGUCUCAUAGAAGGACAGUUUUUUAAAGAAGCAAUUGAAGAACUUUCCUCUUUACAAGCACAUUAUAUCCCCCCUGUAUGCCUUCUUCAUGCUCUACUAGAGAACAUUUUACAGGAUAACAUAGAUACAUUUCCUGGCCGAUACUUUCAUAUAUUGUCAGCACUUCUUCACCUACAUCCUCCUUGGAAGUCCCCAGCCAUGUCACGAUAUUACUUAGAGCUGUUUCAAUGCCCAACUUGUAUGAAAGGAGCAUGGUCUCUAAUAGAAGUGCUUAUCAGGUCUUGCCUUUACAAUGAAAGUUUUUGCCAUCAAAUUUCAAAAAAUAUUAUUGGCACUAAGGUGCUGCACCUGACCCUGCUCAAAUUUUUCUUUAAUUUAGUGGAAAGUGAAGUGCGACAUCUGACCCAAAAGUUGUAUGACUGGUCAGAUUCUCAGAGUCUGAAAAUAACAGGAAAGGCAAUUCUUCUUGAAAUCUUUUGGUCAGGAAAUGAGGCCUCUGGGCUUUUGACCAAACCAGUAAAUAUGCUUUUGGAGUGGACUAUAUAUUCUCACAAGGAAAAGUGCAAGUCUAAUGAUGUCUUCAAACAUGAACUAGCUUACUUACUGACUGGAAUUCUUGGAGCAACAAUAGAUUAUUGGAUCUUCCUUGGUCUUAAGAGGGGUAAAAAUGUUAUGCAACACAUGUCUGAUGACUUAGGAAGUUAUGUUUCCCUUUCGUGUGAUGACUUUUCUUCGCAGGAAUUAGAGAUUUUCAUUUGUUCCUUUUCCUCCUCCUGGCUUCAAAUGUUUGUUGCAGAGGCAGUCUUUAAAAAGUUGUGUUUACAGAGUUCCAUCAGUGUUUCUUCUGAGCCACUCUCUCUUCAGAAAAUGGUAUAUUCCUAUUUGCCAGCUUUGGGGAAGACUGGUGUGCAUGGGACUGGAAAGAUGCAGAUACCAAAGAAAAUAGGACAGCGGCCUUGCCUUGAAUCUCAGAGAGCCUUAUUGAUGGUGAACGGUGCAAAACAGAAACAAGUUGAAGGGCUGCCAGAGUUACCAGAGCUGAACCUUGCUAAAUGUUCCUCAUCGUUAAAAAGAUUGAAAAAGAAGUCAGAAGGAGAAUUACCAUGUUCCAAGGAGAAUUGCCCCUCUUUAGUUACAAAGAUGAAUUUUCACAAGACUAAUCUAAAAGGAGAAACAGCCCUCCAUAGAGCUUGCAUAAAUAACCAAGUGGAGAAAUUGAUUCUUCUUCUCUCUUUGCCAGGAAUAGACAUCAAUGUUAAAGACAAUGCUGGCUGGACGCCUUUGCAUGAAGCCUGUAACUAUGGCAACACAGUGUGUGUCCAGGAAAUUUUGCAACGUUGUCCAGAGGUAGAUCUGCUCACUCAAGUGGACGGGGUGACUCCUUUGCAUGAUGCGCUGUCAAACGGACAUGUGGAAAUUGGCAAGCUGCUGCUCCAGCGUGGGGGCCCAGUGCUUUUACAGCAGAGGAACUCUAAGGGAGAAUUGCCCUUGGAUUAUGUGGUAUCGUCUGAAAUCAAGGAAGAACUAUUUGCUAUUACAAAAAUAGAAGAUACAGUGGAGAACUUUCAUGCCCAAGCAGAGAAACAUUUUUACCACCAGCAACUUGAAUUUGGCUCGUUUUUACUUAGUAGAAUGUUGCUAAAUUUUUGUUCAAUUUUUGAUUUAUCUUCCGAGUUCCUCUUAGCUUUCAAAGGGUUAACUCAUCUAAAUGAGCUGCUUGUGGCUUGUAAGAAUUAUAAAGAAACUACCAGUGCUCGUACUGACUGGUUAUUGGAUCUGUAUACCAGAAAUAUAAAGACAUUGCAGACACUCCCAAAUAUCCUUAAGGAACUGCCUGAGAAUUUAAAAGUGUGUCCUGGGGUGCACACUGAGGCCUUAUUGGUGACGUUGGAAAUGAUGUGCCGUUCAGUCACAGAGUUUUCGUGACGAUGCCAAAAAUAUGAGUCAACUUUCUAAACAUACUUAGCUUGCUUUGUCAUUUCUUAUGGACCUCAUAGCUUAUUAACAAAUAUUAAUUUGAUUUAUUUAUUGACAGAAUUUGCAGCUUUGCUAAAUUUCAAAAGCACUUAAAGAACCUCUGCAGACCUAUUGUGUAGGCUUCUAUCUUUUUCCAUGUUGUAGAAUUUGACUCAAAAGUAAAAAGAGUUUCAUUUGGUAUACACUGCUUUCAUUGAUCUUUGUUAUUUCUUGAUCUGAAAGUGAUAUUUAUUUAUAUUGUACAUGUAAAACAUUUUAAUUUAAAUCUUUUUUGAAAUCCAAAUGUUUGUCCUCUCUUCCAGGGAUUUAAGAUUUUGGAGUCAUGUCAAGGAUAUUCAUGCAAAUGUGCACCUAUAAGCAUGUAGCUCCCUGUUUAUUCUCUGUAGGCUGUUGGACUAAAAUACUCAGUUUUGUGUGUUUGUAAAAUAAACAUUUCUAAAAUUUACAAUAAUAAUACUCUCUUG
This is a messenger RNA of Ailuropoda melanoleuca (giant panda), 3958 nucleotides long. It is a transcript of the gene SLF1, whose product is annotated as SMC5/6 complex localization factor 1. Gene Ontology annotation, biological process: protein localization to site of double-strand break; DNA damage response; positive regulation of double-strand break repair. The record is from RefSeq and is a predicted model, not a curated record. Lineage: Eukaryota; Metazoa; Chordata; Mammalia; Carnivora; Ursidae. Gene Ontology annotation, cellular component: site of double-strand break; nucleus. The coding region runs from base 264 to 3443 and encodes 1059 amino acids. Gene Ontology annotation, molecular function: protein binding. The transcript has 22 exons.